Mobula hypostoma (lesser devil ray) is the source of this 861-nucleotide messenger RNA. RefSeq lists its product as uncharacterized. The transcript has 4 exons. The coding region runs from base 1 to 861 and encodes 286 amino acids. NCBI's taxonomy places the organism in Eukaryota, Metazoa, Chordata, Chondrichthyes, Myliobatiformes, Myliobatidae. The record is from RefSeq and is a predicted model, not a curated record.
AUGGAUAAGCAGAGAAACUGGCAAGAAAACUCCAUCUCAGUGGAAAACUGGAGGAGAAAGAAACGGCCAACAAUGCUUUUGGAGAUCGGAAAGGAAAUGGAGGCCUUGAAAGAGAAAGCAGAAGCAGCGAAAAAUGCUCUUCUUGUGGCUGAGCAACAAAAGAAUAAGGAAUUGGAGAUAUUGAAGAAUAAACUUAUUGGUGAAAUAAAGGAUGAAGUACAAAAAGCCGAGGCCAAGAUGCAGUGGAAAUAUCAGCAGCAAGCGAGAAAGGAACGAGAGGCUGGAGAAAAACACCUGGCUCAGGAAAUCCAGCAGACAAUUCAGAAAUGUGAAGCUGAAAAGGAGAAGCUUGUACAGGAAGCCAUAGAGGAACAAAAGGCCAUUGCAUUGCAAAACCUUGAGGAAGUAGUAUUAAAGAUAAAAAUUGAUGCUGAACACCAGAAAGAAUCCCGGGUGCAAGAAUCUCUGCAGAGCCAGAAAGCUGAGUAUGAGAAAAUAAUUCUACAGGAAGUAGCUAAAGCUCGCCAGGAAGAGAAGGAAUUAGCUGAAGUCCCAAUUGUUGUCUUACAAAGCAGACAUCAAUCUGAAAUAGACCAGUUAAAAAAGAUGCUGUGUGAUAAAGACGUUAAUCUCAAAGAUGUUUAUGAGCGUGUGGAAACCAUGACCAUUUUGGAACUGGAGCUGGAGAUGGAGUUACGGGAGACAAGACAGGCUUUCCAAGACUAUAUUAAUCUCACUUUUCCAAAUUUACCUCCGGAACAGUUAGAAUUCAUCCUCCCAUCUCGACCGAUGUGCAGAGAUUCUUCCAACGCAUUGCACAUUUGCAAACCUCACAAAGCUCAAAGCCGUCCACAAAAUUAA